Musa acuminata AAA Group (dessert banana) is the source of this 1935-nucleotide messenger RNA. Its product is annotated as ammonium transporter 1 member 3-like. Lineage: Eukaryota; Viridiplantae; Streptophyta; Magnoliopsida; Zingiberales; Musaceae. The transcript has a single exon. Gene Ontology annotation, molecular function: ammonium channel activity. Gene Ontology annotation, cellular component: plasma membrane. Gene Ontology annotation, biological process: ammonium homeostasis; ammonium transmembrane transport. The record is from RefSeq and is a predicted model, not a curated record. Bases 321 to 1715 code for a protein of 464 amino acids.
UCCAAACGGAACAUUAGAUGGAAAUGAAACUCCGGUAGGCCCGCACGCGCGUGGGUGGAUGGCGGUUGGCGGUCUUCCAUGGAUGCGUGCAGCUAAACUUCACGGUCUUCUACAGCCCGAUCGGUAACACGAUCCACUGUUCUUGCACGCUGUGCUGCUCCUUGGCCACCCAUAAAUGGUUGGUCUCCGCUCGUCAUCUACCAUUCAAUGACCGCUAUUUAGCUGACACCAAAGGCUUUACUUUCUCCAACCCCACCGGACCACUCCCCGGAGAUUCCCCCGAUCCGUGGGGGUAGCAGUAGCAGCAGAGCAGCAAAACCAUGGCGACAUCAUGGGAGACGAGUGUGACGGAGUCCAUCAACGCCGUAUACCUCCUGUUCUCGGCGUACCUAGUCUUCGUGAUGCAGCUCGGCUUCGCCAUGCUUUGCGCCGGCUCCGUCCGCGCCAAGAACGCCCUCAACGUCAUGCUCACCAACGUGGUGGACGCCGUGGUGGGCACCGUGUCCUACUACCUCUUCGGUUUCGCCUUCGCUUUCGGCGGCUCCAACCCCUUCAUCGGGACCUCCUUCUUCGCGCUCCACCACGUCCCCAACGACUCCUAUGACUACGCCUACUUCCUCUACCAGUGGGCCUUCGCGAUCGCUGUGGCGGGCAUCACCAGCGGCUCCAUCGCGGAGCGCACUCAGUUCAGCGCCUACCUCGUGUACUCCUCCCUGCUCACGGGGUUCGUGUACCCGGUCGUGGCGCACUGGGUGUGGUCGUCGGAGGGGUGGCUCAGCCCGAGCGCCGGCGGCGUGGGGCUGCUUUUCGGGUCUGGGGCCAUCGACUUCGCGGGGAGCGGGGUGGUCCACCUGGUGGGGGGGAUCGCGGGCCUGUGGGGGGCGGUGAUCGAAGGGCCACGGGUCGGCCGCUUCGACGCGUUCGGGAAGCCCGUCCCCAUGCGCGGCCACAACGCGACGCUGGUGGUCCUCGGCACGUUCCUGCUCUGGUUCGGCUGGUUCGGGUUCAAUCCCGGGUCCUACGCCCGGAUCCUGGUGCCCUACCCGGACGCGCCUGACCAGGGGAACUGGACAGGGGUUGGGCGCACGGCGGUGACCACCGCACUCGCCGGCUCCACCGCGGGCCUCGUGACGCUCUUCGGCCGCCGGCUGUUGGCGGGACACUGGGACGCGUUGGACGUGUGCAACGGGCUCUUGGGCGGGUUCGUGGCCAUCACCUCCGGCUGCGCCGUGGUCGAGCCCUGGGCCGCCAUAGUCUGCGGGUUCUUCGCCGCCUGGGUGCUGAUAGGGCUCAACACGCUCGCGUUGAAGCUACGGUUCGACGACCCACUAGAGGCAGCGCCGCUGCACGGCGGGUGCGGGGCGUGGGGGCUCAUCUUCACGGGGCUGUUCGCCAAGGAGGAGCUGGUGGUGCAGGCGUAUGAGUCGGGCGAGGUGGGGGUUAGCCGGCCCUUCGGGUUGCUGCUGGGGGGCGGAUGGGGGCUGCUCUUGGCGCAGGUGGUGGCGGUGGUGGUGAUCGUAGGGUGGGUGAGCCUGACCAUGGCGCCGCUGUUCUACGUGCUGCACAAACUACACCUGCUGAGGAUAUCGGUGGACGAGGAGCUGGCGGGGCUGGACAUCUCCAGCCAUGGCGGCUACGCUUAUGUGGCGCACCCGGAAGAACAUCACCCACGAUUCUACGCGGACUACACGAGCAUCGCGGAUGGGACCCGUUGACCCGCGAGUUGGAGCGGAUGAUGGAUAGAGAGAUUGGUAGGUGCGAGUUCGCUGGAUAGGAGGCGAUUCGUUGGUUGAUUGGGCCUCGUGUCGGCUUUGAUAGUAUUGGUGAUGACGAAUGUGCGGUCAUGUAUCGUCGUUCUUUCGUCUGUCAAGCGUGAUGCGUUGGAUGAAAAGAAAACUGAAUGAACACGACCUAACCGUCGUCGAUUAGAUUGAA